This is a messenger RNA of Gongylonema pulchrum, 4395 nucleotides long. NCBI's taxonomy places the organism in Eukaryota, Metazoa, Nematoda, Chromadorea, Rhabditida, Gongylonematidae. The record is from the annotation of a GenBank genome assembly.
AUGAAAAAAUUGGAAGCAGCGAAUCCGUCGAGUCUGAAGACGGAAGAACGUGUAUGGGUCCCGGAUGCUGUCGAAGGAUUCGUAAUGGGUAUCGUAAUUCGGAAUGUAGCCGAUGAUCGUGUUUUGCUAAGGAUCGAUGGCAGUAAUCGUCAGAUGACCACAUAUUCUGGUCUUUUUUGUGUUGUUAUCAAUCCAUACAAAUGGAUGCCGCAUAUUUACUCGAACACUGUGAUGAGCAGUUAUCGUGGACGAAAACGACACGAAGUACCACCGCAUGUUUUUGCUGUAACCGAUUGCGCCUAUCGUGAUAUGCUCCAUCGGCUGCUUGAUAAAAUUCGCGGUUAUUUCCAGAAUGUAGCCGAUGAUCGUGUUUUGCUAAGGAUCGAUGGCAGUAAUCGUCAGAUGACCACAUAUUCUGGUCUUUUUUGUGUUGUUAUCAAUCCAUACAAAUGGAUGCCGCAUAUUUACUCAAACACCGUGAUGAGCAGUUAUCGUGGACGAAAACGACACGAAGUACCACCGCAUGUUUUUGCUGUAACCGACUGCGCCUAUCGUGAUAUGCUCCAUCGAGCUGGCAAAACUGAAAAUACGAAAAAAAUCAUUCAGUAUUUGGCAGAUGUAGCAGGUGCAGGACGUCACAUUCGUCCCGGUGGUUCUCGUAGUCCAGGAAGACCGAGCACGAAUUUACUACAACCAUCGGUAACACAUGGAGCACUGUCGGAAAGCAUGUCUUCUGUUGGUCAUCUCGAAGACCAGCUACUUCUGGCGAAUCCGAUCCUUGAAGCAUUCGGCAACAGUAAAACGGUGAAGAAUGAUAAUUCAUCAAGAUUUGGUAAAUUCAUACGUAUUAGUUUUGAUCAAAAUGGUUCACUAUUACUGGACGAUAUUGACAAUUAUCGUUUCUUGACAAACGGAAAUUUGCCAAUUCCGGAUGUGGACGAUGCAACCGAAUUGUCAAAUACAGUGGAUGCAAUGAAAGGAAUGGAUUUUGCGGAAUCUGAUAUUGACGCGAUAAUGCGAAUAACAAGUGCGGUUUUACUGCUGGGAAAUAUGUCGUUUACGGAGGAUCGCACUUCCGAACAAGCAGUACUUGUUGAUGAUCGAGUUGCACAAAAAAUCUGUUGCUUGCUCGGAUUGCCUGUAUCCGAUUUAACACGGGCAUUCCUGAAGCCACGAGUAAAGGUAGGACGAGAUUAUGUACACAAAGCACAGACACGUGAACAAGUGCAGUAUGCUGUAGAAGCAAUAGCAAAAGCAUGUUAUGAGAGAAUGUUCCGACUUCUGGUGAUCAGAAUUAAUCGUUCAUUGGGUCGUACAACGAACAGUGCAACAACAUUCAUUGGAAUUCUCGAUAUUGCUGGGUUUGAGAUUUUCGAGUUGAAUAGUUUCGAGCAGUUAUGCAUCAAUUACACCAAUGAAAAGCUACAGCAACUAUUCAACAAUACAAUGCAUGCGAAAUUCAUUGUGCCGGAAUUUCGAACAAAAUCCGAUUUCGCCAUUAUUCAUUACGCUGGACGCGUCGAUUAUUCCGCAGGUCAAUGGUUAAUGAAAAAUAUGGAUCCGUUGAAUGAUUCCGUUGUAUAUUUGCUUCAGAAUUCAAGCGAUCAAUUUGUGAGUGAAAUGUGGAAAAACGCGGAAUUUGCAAGUUUGGGAAUGACUGUUCAAAGUGAUGAUAUGUUUGGUGCACGAACAAAGAAAGGAAUGUUCCGUACGGUAGGCCAAACCUACAAAGAACAGCUGGCACGCUUAAUGAAGACCCUACAGAAUACCACGCCGCAUUUUGUUCGUUGUAUUAUUCCGAAUCAUGAAAAAAAGGCUGGUGUCAUCAAUGGGCCAUUAGUGUUGGAUCAGUUGCGUUGUAAUGGUGUUUUGGAAGGUAUCCGCAUUUGUCGACAGGGUUAUCCAAAUCGAAUGCCUUUCCAUGAUUUACGCCGACGAUACGAGCUUCUUGUUGAACCGGGAACCAUACCGCCCGGUUUCUUGGAUGGAAAGGAAGCAGUGAGGCGUAUGCUUUCUGCACUGGAAGUGGAUCCGAGUCUGUUUUCGAUUGGCCAAUCCAAAGUGUUCUUCCGAUCUGGUGUUAUCGCCGCACUAGAAGAGCUACGGGACAAGGAAUUGGAACGAUUUGCGAUUCGAUUCCAGGCGCAUUGCCGUGGAUAUCUUGCUCGUCGUACUUUCAAAAAACUCAUGCAGCAAGUUUCGGCAAUUCGAAUUAUCCAGAGAAAUGGUGUCGCUUGGAAACGCCUAAAAGAUUGGCAGUGGUGGCGUCUUUUUGCAAAGGUUAAACCACUUCUGGAAGUAACGGCAAGCGAAAACGCUAUAGCAGCGAAAGAAACGGAGCUGAAAUGCUUACGCGAAACACUUCAGCAAAAGGAAUCUGAUUUGCUUGGAUAUACAUCACGCAUCGAACAGCUUACCAGUGAUCGUGCUGAUUUGCAAAAAUUGCUGGAGGCGGAAAGUGCUGAAAAAACGGAUCUGGAAGAUAUGAAAGAUCAAUUGGCAUCAACAAAAAUGCAACUGGAAACUCAACUUGUGAAUUUGAGAAGACAUUAUGAAGAAAAAGAAGCGGAAGUGUCGAGUGCUUGUGCAGCUCGGAAGAAACUGGAGGAUGAUUUGGUGGUUCUGAAAAAGCAAUUACGAGAACAAACAGAAACAUGUGAGAAAGUGCAAGCAGUGAAUGUUACUGUUGAACAGAAAUUAAAAAAUCUUACGGCCGAGAAGGACCAGCUAGCUGAGGCGAACGAAAAGAUAGCAAAAGAAAAGAUGCUGCUGGAAGAACGAUUUUCGGCUGCAACACAAAAAGUUGUGACCGAGGAAGAGCAAAAUCGUCAAAAUGUGAAACUAAAGGCGAAACUGGAAGCACAGCUGGCUGAUUUGGAACAUGAGAAUAAGAUGCAGAAGAAGGCUUUUGAAACAGCAGAAGCGGCAAAUCGAAAGCUGACAGCAGAAACACGAAGUUUGCGUGAAAGUAAUGAGGAUUUGUUGAAGAAACUGAACCAGCUAAGCACUCAGUUGAAAAAGAAGGAAGAGGAGCUUAUCACAACCCUCACACGCUGUGACGAAGAGCAAUCGCAAAAACAGACGCUGAGCAAACAGAACAAAGAAUUGAUGUUUGAGCUACAGGAGUUGAAAGAGGACCUGGAAAGCGAAAAAGCGUUGAGAGCAAAAUCGGAGCGAGGCAAACGAGACUAUAUGGAAGAGCUGGAGGCCCUCAAACAGGAAUUGCUGGAAUCACAGGAUAAAACGCAGGCUAACGUACAACUGCGAGCUGAACGGGAGAAACAAUAUCUGUCAGUCAAAAAAGAGCUCGAAGAAUCGACGAAUCAAUAUGAGCAGAUCAUAGCGGAUCUGAAAGAGAAACAUUCAAAGCAGUUGGAUGAAAUCAGAAUGGAAAUGGACCAGCUGAAAAAGCAAAUGCAACAGGCUGCUAAAACGAAGAGCCGUGUGGAAAAUGAAUUGCAAGAAAAAGUACUUUUAAUUGAGCAAAAUCAAUCUGCCCGAAUGGAAGCUGAGCGAAAAAAGAAGAGUAUCGAAAGUCAGUUAAAUGAAUGGCAAACGAAAGCCCAGGAAGCGGAAGCGAAUAAUGCCGAACUGGAAUCUACAUUGACAAAAACGCAAUCUGAAAUUGCCCGACUCACACAAGAACUCGAAAAAAGCGAAAGCAGUUGUUUGGCUUUGCGUAAAAAAGUCGCUGAUUUUGAAGCACAAAAUGCUGAACUACACGACACGAUUAAUUUGGAAAAAUCGCAAAAUGAUACGCUACAGAAGAGGCUACAAGCGCGAGAGGAUGAAAUGGAGGUGAUGCGCGAAAACAAAGAGCGCGACGAGUCAGCUAUUCAAAAAUAUGAAAAGGAAAUCAGCUCUUUGAAGCAGCAACUAAUCAUCGUUAACAAAAAGAACGAAGAGAAACUUUUGGAGCAGUCCGAAGAAUUGCACAAGAAAUUGUCGAAAGAAUUGGAAGAUUGCCGAAAAGAGCUGGAACAAAGCGAAUAUGUUCGAUCACGGGCCGAAAAGGCCAAAGAAAAAUUAAUGCACGAAGUCCGGUCCAAUGAUUUAUUAGAUGCAUUUGAAAUGGAUAUUGAAAAUCUUACGAAUCGUGUUGCGGAGCUGGAAAAUAUUCGUAAUACACUCCAACUGGAACUCGACAAUGCUGUUACAAUGAAAGAUGAUAGUGGUCGUAAUGCACUGGAAUUGGAUCGCUCGAAACGUCAACUGGAAGCUGAACUGGCGCAAGCAAAAGAAGUAAUCAUCGAGCUGGAAGAUAGCUUACAACUUGCCGAAGAUGCACGCUUACGCCUGGAUGUAACGCUGCAAACAACAAACGCAGAAUUGGAGAAAGUUCGUAGCGAGAGAGAGCGUGAAGAAGAUGAAAGACGUAAAGCAGCACAGCGCAAG